This is a messenger RNA of Anarrhichthys ocellatus (wolf-eel), 2325 nucleotides long. RefSeq names its product chloride channel CLIC-like 1 (gene clcc1). Gene Ontology annotation, molecular function: chloride channel activity. The transcript is spliced from 11 exons. NCBI's taxonomy places the organism in Eukaryota, Metazoa, Chordata, Actinopteri, Perciformes, Anarhichadidae. The coding region runs from base 297 to 2075 and encodes 592 amino acids. Gene Ontology annotation, cellular component: endoplasmic reticulum; membrane. The record is from RefSeq and is a predicted model, not a curated record.
UUGUACCGUAAAGCGGUUCUGUUGUGCGGUAAGUUGUGAUUGUAACACCGAGCUUCUUGUGUAGUUCGAUCAGAGUGAAACGUAUUUAACAUUACGCGUAAUAUUGAAGCCUCCGCGUAUCAAAGUGUCUUCAAAGUCGAGGUUGAGUCGGUGGGUCUGAUGUUAUCAUAGCAGCUACCAUUAGCAUGUUUAGCUAGUUAACGUUGUUCGCUUUCACUUUCCUUGAGGUGUUCCUCUCGUAGCUAUCUUUAACGCAGGACGGUUAGUUGGGGAAGUGCCCUUCUCUCUUUGCCAGGAUGCUCCUCGUUGUCCUGGUGUGCAGCCUGUCUCUGGCUGCCACAGGACAGGAGGCGGACAACGACUGGAUAGACCCUUAUGAUAUGAUCAACUACGACGCAAGCACCAAGACGAUGAGGAAGCCUGCAGAGCCAGCAGAAUAUGCCAAUGUCCCAACCAAGAGAAGAGAGUAUACUCGGGACUCCAACGAGGUGGACCUGACGUCGUGUCGCUCUCAAGUUGUGGAUCAACAGAGACAGAUUGAAGAACUAAUGAAGAAAAUCAUGCUCAUCUCACAGCAGCCCACAUGCAAUCCAGUGUUCAAACGAUUCCUUACCAGACUCCGGAAGGAAAUACAAAGAGUUGGUUUGCCCAGUGACUCCUCGGAGGUCUUCUAUGAUGCCAAAGUCAAACUCUCCACACAAGCCAUGGCCGAGAUUCAGGCACUGCUGGAGGGCGAGGACAGUUGGAGAACAGGCGCUCUAGACAAUGCCAUCAGUCAGAUACUGGUAGAUCUCAGACCACAUGACUACGAGGCCUGGAAGUGGCGUUUUGAAGACACCUUUGGCGUGGAGCUUGACACACUCUUAAAAAUUGGUCUGGGUGUUCUGAUUAUAGUGGCCAUCAUAUGCACUCAGCUGUGGUCAAUGAUGUCCUGGCUCAUGCAGUUCAGGAGACUGUUUGGUGUCAGCUUCUUUGUCAGUAUUAUCUGGAACUGGCUAUAUCUGUACAAGAUUGCCUUUGCUGAGCACCAAAGAAACAUAGCAAAGAUGGAUAGUGUCUAUGAAAAAUGCACUGGAGUGAAGAAAAUUGACUGGAGCGAUAGCUUGAAAGAGUGGUACAGAAGCACCUUGACUCUUCAAGGUGAUCCUUGUAAGAAAUACUAUGAAGUCCUCAUGGUCAACCCCAUUCUGUUGGUUCCUCCAACCAAGGCGAUCGCGGUUACCAUCACAACCUUCAUCACAGAGCCGCUAAAGCACGUUGGACAGGGGAUCAGUGAGUUUCUUGUUGCACUCCUCAAAGAUCUACCUAUUACCCUGCAGAUCCCAGUUCUCUUCACCAUCGUGCUCGCCAUUGUGGUCUGCAUGUAUGGAGGCGUGCAGGCAGCCUUCCAGCAUGGCAUCGCUGCACCUUUUCGUCGUCCGCGGGGGGAUCCGCCUCCUCCACAGCUCGAGCCGCCGCAGCCUCAAGUCCAGAGGAUCCUGGCCGGGGACAACUUAGCAGGAGGGGACGCACCGCAACAGGCCCCAAUGCAACAAGCCGUUGAAGGCCGGUUACACAGGAACCAGGUUCGUCAGAGGCAGCCCAACAGACGCAGGGAAGAGAUGGGUGUGGAAUCACUGGGCACUGCCGAGCCUCCUUACAGUGAGGAUGAGACGGAUGCGGAGCUGCGUGAGGCGGAGCAGAAUCUCUCCGCUGAGUCAGAUUCAGAAAGCCUGCAUGAGACACUAGAGGAGCUAGUGUCCACUGAAUCAGAUUCAUCGCCCUCAAAGACUAAACUGCUGAAAGUGAAUGAAAAGCUCUCUCAAAAUAAACUCAUCAGAGACGGUGAAGCACCUCAAUCUCAGCCAGCAGAAAGGCCGCUUUCAUUAACUGAUGUUCAGAUUUGCACAUGCAACAUGAAUAGGAUCUGUACUCGGCUGAAGACGCCACCUCCUCUGUCUCGCUGCCAGCUGUUGACACUGUCGGAGUUCCUGUUCAGGAGACAUCAGCGGAGUAGGCAGCUUCAACAUCAGUCACAGCUGGAAGAUAAAAGUCGUCAGUGUUUGGGGCUACUUGCUGGACUGUGCAGGCGGUGAUGCCAAGGAGGGUUGAUGGCCCCGACUGACUGUCUUACAGACAUUGUUAAAAUAAUGUUGCAUGUACUUGAUCGUUUUGAAGUGUUGCCGACUAACUUUACCUUGUUGCUGUGCGGUCGAUUGACGGUGCCUUUCCCUGAACAGAGUCACCAACACUGUUUGGUCAAUCUGCUUAUUAUCUUAUGAUGAUUUCAGCUCAGCUGUAUUUCCUCAGUUGGGAUGAGCAAAAAGUUCAAUCAACCGCAGAGCA